Pollicipes pollicipes is the source of this 1014-nucleotide messenger RNA. RefSeq lists its product as uncharacterized. NCBI's taxonomy places the organism in Eukaryota, Metazoa, Arthropoda, Thecostraca, Pollicipedomorpha, Pollicipedidae. The transcript has 2 exons. The record is from RefSeq and is a predicted model, not a curated record. The coding region runs from base 1 to 1014 and encodes 337 amino acids.
AUGGCCCCACCUGCCACCCAGCUGGGAGCUGUGGCCAAGGUCACCACGGCCUCCAGACCCCACAUGCCAGCAUGGAUCUGGCGCAUCAGCUGUUCAAGGGCGUCCCAUUCGAGUCAGAGCCUGUACGGCUUUGGCAAGAACCCUCUGUCUGUAAAGGGAACCCUGCCGACAGUAGUCCGCUUCAAUGGGCAGGACGUACCUGCUACGUUCUACCUGGUGGAGACGCCCAACCAAGAGGCCAUCACGGGCCUGGAUCUGCUCAAUGCCCUCAGUAUCACCCUCCACCCAGCUUCCCACAGCAUUUACAGCGUGGAGACGGAAGCGCAGCACCUGCCUGCAAUCGAAGGGUAUGAGCACCGCAUCGUGCUUAAACCCGGUGCCGUGCCAACAGCCUACCGGCUCCGCCGACUUCCCCUCUCAGUCCGCGAGGAAGUGUCGGCCGAGCUGCAACGUCUUCUGCAAGCCUGCGUCAUCGAAAAGGUCGGCGCCUCUGAGUGGGUAAGCCCCCUCGCCGUGUCCCGGCGUAAGGACGGUCGGAUGCGUAUCUGUGUCGACCUCCGUGGGCCAAACGCACAGAUCGUCGCUGAGGUUCACCCUCUGCCCACAAUAGACGAGCUGGAGUCGAAGCUCUGCGGGAGGGUCUACAGCCGAAUAGACGUCAAGACAGCAUUCCACCAGCUCCGUCUCCACAAGGACUCGCGCUACGUCACGGCCUUCCUGACGCCUGACGGCCUCAUGAGGUACACGCCAGUACCAUUCGGCCUGGUCUCCAGCGGCAGCGCCUUCCAGAAACUGCUCAGCAGCCUGCUAGAGGGCAUCCCUGACUGUGGACACUACCUGCCCGACAUCCUCGUGUCCGGGAAAGACCAUCAGGAACACGACGCCUGCCUCCGAGAGGUGCUGGACCGCCUCGCCCGGUCCAACGUCACCAUGAACCGGGACAAGUCCGUCUUCAGGCAGACCACCAUCGAGUUCUGUGGCCAUAGGCUGUCCAGCGCGGGGUCGUCCCCCUAA